Messenger RNA from Epinephelus lanceolatus (giant grouper), 2089 nucleotides. RefSeq names its product peroxisomal trans-2-enoyl-CoA reductase. Gene Ontology annotation, biological process: fatty acid beta-oxidation. Gene Ontology annotation, molecular function: 2,4-dienoyl-CoA reductase (NADPH) activity. NCBI's taxonomy places the organism in Eukaryota, Metazoa, Chordata, Actinopteri, Perciformes, Serranidae. The record is from RefSeq and is a predicted model, not a curated record. Gene Ontology annotation, cellular component: mitochondrion.
UGCAGGCGUGGCUUCAGUGACAGUGGUAGAAGGGAGGAACUGUGGCCCCUGAGUUUAGUUUAAAGCAUCCCGUGUUGGCCAAGAUACUCUGCACAAGUCAGCAGCUUCAUCUCCAGCACACACACAGAGUCAUCCUCCAUCCUCCAGUAGGUCUGUGCAGCUGCAGUCAGCAUGUCAAACUCGGACAGGGUUGUGUUAGCUCUUGGAGGAGCCGGCACAGUGGGCUCUGGGAUAGUUAAAGCACUGCUCGACAAAGGUUUCAAAGUCGCAGUGAUCUCCAGGGACAGCAGCCGGCUGGAGAAGCUCCAGUCAUUUGUCUCUCCCAACACAAAGGAUAACCUCACCACUAUAGUGGGGAAUGUAGGGUCAGAGGAGGGAGCAGAGCAGGCGAAACAGGCCCUGCUGAAGGCGGUGGGGAAGGUGACAGACAUUGUCUCCUCUCUGGGCUUCAGUUGGUGGCAGGGAGGACCGCCACACACCCAGUCUCUCAAAGACCUACACUGGGUAAUUGAGACAUUACUUUUCAGUACAUUUGUGUCAUGGAAGGCCUUCUUUCCCUUGGUGAGGGACGACCCCAACUGUACCUACACCUUCAUAACAGGAGGAGCAGGUGAGAAGUUGCUGAUGCCUGGUACCGGCUUCCUGACAGUAGGAGCUGCCAGCACCCUGGCCUUCUGCCAGGUACUACGAGAGGAGUAUCCUGAGAUGCCCUGCAAACUCAACCAGGUGAAGAUCGACACAGGUGUGGCCACUCCAGAGCGCAUGGCACCUGGUUACCUGAACCACCUGGACCUGGGUGAGGCUGUUGCCGCCCUUGUGGAAAGACGAAACACCUCCCACACUGUCUUCACUGUCAACUGUCCGGCAGACUUAAAAACUGUCCUUCUGGACAAGAACCUGUAGACUUGCAAACCCUUUCUCCAGCCCUGCCUUGUUGUCACAGGGACACAUCUACACGUCUUCUGCUCCUGCUCUUGCUGAACUCUCCAGAAACAUAUUUACAGUGUCUUUUUGUUUGUUUUCUUCUCCCACACCUCUGAACUCUAUCCAUGCAUUCAUGUGAAUUGUCAAUUGUUUCAACUAAUAUUGUACUGUAUAUUCAGCUGCCUGUUUUGCAGUUGCAAGUGUUUGCAAUUGUUUUCUCUGCAUGUGCUGUUGUGUGAUAUGUCUAUAAAAAUGCACAGGAUUUGUAAUAUUCACCUUCUCAUUUUUGCCUGUUUCUGUACAAAUAUUACCACACAGUUCUGUUCUUUCUUCUACAUUGUUGGAACACAUGAUAUCCAAUAUAUUGACACCAGUUCUCCAUGAAUUUGCUAAAUAUACAAGGUAUACAACUCGACUUCUUAAGGCCAAACUAUUGGAAGAAGCAGGUUAAGACUGAAGACAGAGGGUGGAGGGGGUUCGAAUUCCCUGCUGGCAUUUUUCCAAGUGGUCCAAAAGGAAGAGGUUGUUUGGUCAUAUGUAUCCACAAACCUGGAAUUAAAGGUACCCUGUAGAGCUAUAUGGAGUAAUGUUUUAAUGAGCAGAUGCCCAUUUUGUUGUGUAUUAGUUUGCACAAGAAGACGCACAUUGACACACAUGAGAAAGCUUUAUGCAGGUUGUUAAGACUGAAAAAAAUCAGCUUUGCAGAUGUGAAAUAAAGAAGGAAGUUCUAUUCACCUUUUUAGGCCUACAGGAAGCACUGAAUGAAAGUGAAACUUUUUUAACAAGAAAACUCCACAGGGUACCUUUAACACGUUGACGUAAACGCUAAAAGUGCAACAUGGUCAAACAGUGGAGGCAAUACAACACUUACACGUGGUGACCUGAGAUGAUUACGGACUUUGAGAUACUGGGGAUGUAGCUGGGAUGGAAUUUAUAUGUUGAGGACUUGUCUUUUUUAGUCGUGAAAUAUUGCAGACUUGUAACUGCUUAAAAAGCUGCAGAAUUCUCUAAGGACCUUACAUAUUAGGAAAACUCAGACAAUCACAACCUUCUGGAGACAUUGAAAUGUUAGGGAAAUGAUGUAAGGAAAAAGCAGAAGAGAUGAAUUAAUUUCCUGUUAUCCUUAAGGGUUUCAGUAUGCUUGAAAUAAACAAAUUUGCAUGAU